UAACCGAAGAGGAGGAGGAGGAGGAGGAGGCGGCGGCGGCGGCGGCGGCUGCUGUAUAGGCAAAGUAGACACAGCUUCAUUUCUUCAUAUGCUUUCUUGGCGGAGAUACAAAUAAGAUCAGGCUUUUCAGAAGGAAAUCCAGAACUCGCCAAAUAUGUCUGGGAAACCCAAACUGACCUAUUUCAAUGGCAGAGGACGGAUGGAAUCCAUUCGGUGGCUGUUAGCAGCAGCUGGAGUUGAGUUUGAAGAAAUAUUUUUGGAAACAAGAGAACAAUAUUUGAAAUUAAUCAAAGAGGGGUAUCUGCUGUUUGAUCAAGUCCCCCUGGUGGAGAUGGAUGGGCUGAAGCUGGUCCACACCAAGGCUAUUCUCAAUUACAUUGCAGGGAAAUACAAUCUCCAUGGGAAGGAUCUGAAAGAAAGAGCACAAAUUGACAUGUACGUGGAAGGAACCAUGGACCUGAUGGCUAUUAUUUUGCUGUAUCCUUUUUCUCCACCUGAGGAAAAGGAGAAGCAGCUUGCUACACUUAUUGAAAAGGCCACAACCAGGUACUUCCCAGUCUAUGAAAAGGCUCUGAAACAGCAUAGGCAAGAGUUCCUGGUUGGCAAUCACUUCAGCUGGGCAGAUAUACAGUUGCUUGAAGCAAUUUUAAUGUUGGAAGAGAAAAAAGCUGAUGUUCUUGCACCAUUCCCUCAACUACAGGCUUUCAAAGCAAGAAUAAGCUCUAUCCCCACCAUUAAGAAAUUCCUAGAACCUGGAAGCCAAAGGAAACCACCUCCUGAUGAUGCUUAUGUAGCCACAGUGCUGAAGGUUUUUAAGAUGGACUUAGCAUAACAUCAUGUCUGCUUGCCAGAAUAUCAAAUAUCUCCGGGCAAUAGAAAGACCCAGCAUAAGCCAACAAGAUUUCCAUCAUGCAGCAAGGAACACAGCCCAACCGUUACAAGCUAUCUCAAAGGGUUCCUAUUGUUAUUUAACCUCAAGUGGUAGUACAUCUCCCACCUUGGUUUCUAUGCAAUGAUGUUUGGCCACAGAGCACCCCCACAGUUGUUUAUCAUGGCACACUGCUGUCUGGUGUGCUAAAUGCAUGGACCUUGCCUUCAUCUCAUUUAGGGGACAAUUCAAAAUCCUAUUUUUUGUUUCCUAAAAGCAAAUGAUUAUCUGAUGGGAUCAAAAGCAAUAAAUGAUUUACUCUUUGGUGCAAAUCA
This is a messenger RNA of Python bivittatus (Burmese python), 1203 nucleotides long. Its product is annotated as glutathione S-transferase 3-like. The record is from RefSeq and is a predicted model, not a curated record. Gene Ontology annotation, molecular function: glutathione transferase activity. Lineage: Eukaryota; Metazoa; Chordata; Lepidosauria; Squamata; Pythonidae. Gene Ontology annotation, biological process: glutathione metabolic process; xenobiotic metabolic process.